Pocillopora damicornis (cauliflower coral) is the source of this 2145-nucleotide messenger RNA. RefSeq names its product G protein-coupled receptor 12. The record is from RefSeq and is a predicted model, not a curated record. Gene Ontology annotation, cellular component: membrane. Gene Ontology annotation, biological process: G protein-coupled receptor signaling pathway. Lineage: Eukaryota; Metazoa; Cnidaria; Anthozoa; Scleractinia; Pocilloporidae. Gene Ontology annotation, molecular function: G protein-coupled receptor activity.
GCCACAAAAGUUUAGUAAAUGUAGUCCUGAGGCCACGCUAAAUUUAAUUCAAAUUCAAUGGAGCCUUUCGGUAAUUUUCGAAAGUAAAAUUAAAGAGAUUGUUUACUCUAGUUAUGGCAAAGAAAUAUAUAUGUUCUAACAUCAUGAAAUCAAGAAAAUAUUUCCCAGGUUCCAUGCACCAGAGAGAUGAAUAAUCAUUACUAAAUGUAAAUGUUUGCCAAAGUUGAUGACAGCUGCCACAAUGAUUUCUAACGAGCAAUUCAAUUCAUAAUACGUAGAACUCAGAGGCAUACUACUUCUUAAAAUUUGACAGGUUCUGCUCGCUCACACUGAGUAGCUUCGUUUUCCUUUUCUUACCGUAAUCAGUAAUUUCGGGGUGUAGUUGCUUGAUUGCGGCGCUUCUAAGAAAUACUAAACCUUAAUAUGGUAGAGGGAAAUUCUGUUUACCAGAAUAUUACCAGAAACGCAAGCGUUUUACCAAGGUCAACAAACCAGAAAUGUUUCUUUCUGGACCCGCUGAACGAUUAUAAACCAGGAGAACUUCUGUAUGUGGAAUCAGUGGUUACUACAGCGAUAAAUUUUUUUUGCUCGUUGAUAGCUACUUCGGGAAAUGCAGUUAUCAUUCUCACUUUCUUAAAAUCAGACAAUCUACGCUCGCAAUCUCAUUUGCUUCUGUGGUGCCUGGCUUUUGCUGACUUUCUCACUGGACUAAUUGUUCAGCCGUUUUACGGAGCCUACAAGGUAGCGUAUCUCUUCGGACAUACCUCUGCCUCGUGCACUUGCAGGGUCAUUACAGAGAUAGUCGCCUGGUUUUCGGCUGCGGUUUCGUGUGCGUUAUUCGCUGCUAUUACCGGAGAGCGCUACCUCGCGCUUCACUACCACCUCAGGUACAACGAGCUAGUCACCACGCGAAAGAUUCAGAUGUAUCUUGUCCAUCUCGUGAUUGGUGUAGGAGUACUAAGCCUAUCAAGAUUCGCCGUGAAGAAUGUAAAAAUAUUCUUGUACAUCAAUAUCGCUGGUUUGCUGCUUUCAGUUUUUACUUUGUUGAUAUCUUUCUGGAAAAUUUACAAACAGGUUCGCCGACAUUUCCUUCAGAUACAAGCGCAAAGUUACGUGAGUACAGGACGCCAACCCAUCGAUGUUCAGAGGUUUAAAAGAACCGUCAUCAAUAUGGCGUAUGUUUCCGGUUUGUACAUGGUAUCAUACCUUCCAUUUACGUGUGUUCUAUUUGCGUAUGUGUACGUGGGUUUCACGAGCGAAGUCGAGGCGUUUUAUGACAUCACUCGUACCUUAGCUUUUCUGCCUUCCUCGUGGAAUCCUUUUCUCUAUUUCUGGAAAAUGCACGAGUUACGAGCUGCGGUGAAAAGUGUGAUCGGAAAGGAUUCUGCGCCACUUACUGAGGUCAUGGAGUUGUGACAUAAGUAAACAACGAUUUUUACACAAAUAAAGCGGUGGAAUAGGACCUUAUCCUCCGAAGACAGGAUAUUACCUCUCGCAAGUGUGACAUGAUUGCUUAAACUUUACUUUACAGGUAGUAAGGUACUCGACCUAUCGGUGAAAUUAAUUUUUUUUUUUCUAAAUAAUUUGUCCUUAUUUCAUACUUCUUUCAAAUUUACGAACCAUAGGUAAUAACGCAUAAUUCAUUUCUUUUACAAAUAUGAAAAACAAAUGGGACAUAAAGAACGUUACCGCCUCUUGUUUGGUUUACCGCAGUUAAAUAAAUACAGAUUCAUGGAUUACAAGCAGUCCCUUUUUUUCGGCGAAGUCCGUCGUCCCGACGGCGCGCUUACAUCAAAAUUAACGUUCGCUGAUUUCUUUAUUACUGCGGCGGACUUCGCCGAAAAAGGGGAACUGCUCUUUUUCUAAUAGAUUCGUUGAAUUCCAUACUUUCUUAUCAUGCACGGCUCUUUAUUUAGUCGAAAGCUUCUUUAACAUGUAUCUAAAAUCGUGACUUUUGAAUAUGAUGGUGCACAUUUUGUCGUAUUGAAUCUUUCGGGUUUCGGCUUUAUUGCAGCCAGGCUAUAAAAACGCAGGGUCUUAACAUUACAGAAGAAAUCCGUAAGCGUGCCUCCAUUUGAUAAUGUUGCCUUCAAUGACAAAAUAUUGACCUAUUUGAAUAAACUUUGACUCGACAGGUUAACCCAA